Messenger RNA from Fraxinus pennsylvanica, 1161 nucleotides. NCBI's taxonomy places the organism in Eukaryota, Viridiplantae, Streptophyta, Magnoliopsida, Lamiales, Oleaceae. The record is from the annotation of a GenBank genome assembly.
AUGCUUGGCGGCUUGUACGGAGAUCUACCGCCACCAUCCUCCACCACGGAUGACAGCUCCACGACUACAUCGACCACCAAUGUAUGGUCGAGCAGCGUCAAGAUGGCUCCACCCACCCUACGGAAACCCUUUCCCCCACCCCAGACCAUUCUCAGGACCCAACAGCCGAAGACCAAGCCGAAUUCUACCAUUUCCAAGGGGCCAACAACUCACUCCACUUUCACCAUCUCCGACGAGUACACCAACCCCAAUCCUGCCACGGCUUCGUUUCAGCCAGCUCUAGUCGGCGUCACCAGCACCGUAAUCGAAGAAUACGACCCGGCCCGGCCCAAUGAUUAUGAAGAUUAUUGCCGGGAGCGCAAACGGAAGCAAGCGGAGGCAGAGAUGAAGAGAGAAUUAGAGGAAAGAGAGAGGAGAGAGAGGGAAAGGGAAAUGGAAGAGAGAGAAAGGAGGGAUCGAGAGCGUGACAGGGAUCGGGAAUUGAAUAUAUCUGGCGAGGAGGCAUGGCGGAGGAGGGCGGCACUGAGCGGUGGCGGUGGUGGUGGCAAUGAAGUGCCUAGAUCGCCGUCACCACCAUCAACAAAUGUGACCGCGGAAGGGUUUAGCAUUGUUAAGUCAGAGAGUGGGGGUUUAGGUGUUGGGGCGGAGGGGAGGAUGACGGCAGCACAGAGGAUGAUGGCAAAGAUGGGUUGGAAGGAAGGUCAGGGAUUGGGGAAACAGGAGCAGGGGAUCACCACUCCUUUGAUGGCCAAGAAGACUGAUAAGAGAGGCGGGGUUAUUGUGAACGCCAGUGAUUCCAACAAGAAGGUUAAGAGUGUCAAUUUCAAUGGGACUCCCACCCGCGUUGUGCUGCUCAGAAACAUGGUUGGCCCGGGUGAAGUGGAUGAUGAUUUAGAAGGUGAGGUAGCAGAGGAAUGUUCUAAAUUUGGGGCGGUGACUCGUGUCCUAAUAUUUGAGAUUACAGAACCUGGUUUCCCACACGAUGAAGCUGUAAGAAUCUUCAUUCAGUUUGACAGAGCAGAACAUGCAACUAAGGCCCUUAUUGAACUUGAAGGCCGCUUCUUUGGGGGUCGGGUUGUUCAUGCUUGUUUCUAUGAUGAGGAGAGGUUCGGCAAUAAUGAGUUGGCUCCUCUGCCAGGAGAAAUCCCUGGCUUCUUUUGA